AUGCGCAAGAAGGGGACCCAGGAAGUGCAGUCGUAUCCACAAGAACCAUUUCUUCUGUCGGUCGAAGACAUCUUAUCACAUCUACAGGUCUCGAAAGAGUCAGGCUUGAGCGCUGCGCAAGCCCAGCAGAAUCAGCAAAAAUAUGGCCAGAACAAGCUGUUAGGAGAGGGUGGUGCCAAAUGGUACUCCCUUCUCAUCAAGCAAAUCAGCAAUGCCAUGAUCUUGGUCCUAGUCCUCGCCAUGGCGCUUUCCUACGGGGUCACAGAUUAUGUCGAAGGCGGUGUUAUCACAGCUGUCAUAUUCCUGAAUGUCAUCAUAGGCUUCUACCAGGAAUUCCAAGCGGAAAAGAAGAUGGACGCCCUGAGAUCGCUUUCUUCACCAUCCGCCGCCGUCAUUCGGGACGGGAACCAAAUCACAAUUCCCUCCGCCGAAGUGGUCCCAGGUGACAUCGUUUCAAUCAAAACUGGCGACACAGUCCCAGCCGAUCUUCGCAUGUUUGAGGUCAUGAAUCUCGAGUGCGACGAGGCUAUCUUGACGGGUGAAGCCCUGCCUGUGGCCAAGGAGGUAGAAUUCGAAGCAAGAACCGGUGACAAGGCUGACUGUGGUCUCGGAGAUCGGCUCAACAUGGCGUAUUCUUCUUCGACCGUGACAAAGGGCCGUGGCCAGGGAAUUGUCGUCUACACUGGAAUGUCAACUGCGAUUGGCGGUAUUGCAGCCUCCAUGCAGGGCAAGAAUCGUAAACCGAACCGUUCCUUGUCUCGCAAGAAGCAUGGACCCAUGCAACCGGUCAAAGGAACUGCUCUGCGUGUAUGGGACAGUAUUGGCAAAUUCCUUGGUCUCACGUCAGGUACACCAUUGCAAAUCAAACUGAGCAAGCUCGCCUACUUCCUGUUCGGGUGUGCGCUGUUGUUGGCAAUCAUUGUCUUCGGUGUCAAUCGGUUCAACGUCACUAAUGAAGUCGCCAUCUAUGCAAUCUCAACAGGUAUUGCCAUCAUUCCGGAAUCUCUGAUUGCCGUCCUCACCAUCACUAUGGUCGUCGGCAUGACCCAGAUGCGCAAGCGCAAAGUCGUUGUACGCCAGUUGAGUGCCUUGGAGGCGCUCGGUGGUGUCACCAAUAUCUGCUCGGACAAGACUGGAACUCUAACGCAGGGGAAAAUGGUGACACGCAAGGCUUGGAUUCCUGGGGUCGGCAUUUACAGUGUCGAAAACUCCAAUGAGGCCAACAAUCCCGAAGCUGGUACCAUCACCCUGGGGCCUGCUCCGAUAUCGCGAAAAGUAGUCGAGGAGCAGAAACGGGCCAAAGCUGAGGCUCUCGACAAGAAGCGAAGCACGGCAGGACUUGCUUUCGAUGUACCGGAGGAGAAGCUAGAGAAAGAUCAGCACAAAGCCGAAAGUAGUAAGGCUGAGGAGAACAAGAAUGUCGAGGACAGUCCGGCCAUGCGGCCAGAACUCGAAUCGUUCCUCGAAUCCUCUGCUCUUUGCAACCUUGCAACAGUACGCCAGACGAAGGAAGAUGGACAACAGAAAUGGAAGACGACGGGUGACCCAACUGAGAUUGCGCUACAAGUCUUCGCUCAUCGUUUCGGCUAUGGCAAGAAGACUCUGGAGAGCGCGAAAGGAUGGAAGCAAAUAAUGGAAUUCCCCUUCGACAGCUCGAUCAAACGCAUGUCGGUAGUUUACAGGAAAGAAGGCAUAGCGGACUCCCUCAUCUUUACCAAAGGGGCCGUUGAGCGCAUCAUAGACCUGUGUACCUCUGUUGGCACCGGCGACCACCGACAGGAUAUGACAGCCGAAGUGAGGAACAACAUUCUUGAUCAAAUGUCCCUCCUAGCAGAGCAAGGUCUCCGUGUCUUAGCUAUUGCGCGCAAGUUUACCUCAGAAGAAAUCUACGAGCAUUCCGACAUUGAUCGUACUGCAAUUGAGCAAGAUCUCAGCCUGCUCGGUUUGGCUGGCCUAUAUGACCCGCCUCGCCUGGAGACAAAGGAAGCUGUCAGGAACUGUACCACAGCCGGAAUAGCUGUACACAUGUUGACAGGGGAUCAUCCCAGCACCGCAGCUGCCAUCGCCAAGGAAGUCGGAAUCAUUCCCAAGAAUCUGGGCGUCCUGCGAGCCGAUGUCGCAGCCGCCAUGGUCAAGCCCGCAUCCGAUUUUGAUAAGAUGAGCGACGAUGAGAUUGACGCCUUACCCACUUUGCCGCUUGUAAUAGCAAGAUGUGCACCGGACACCAAAGUUCGCAUGAUCUCCGCUCUGCAUCGGCGCAACAAAUACUGUGCGAUGACAGGUGAUGGGGUCAAUGACGCGCCGAGUCUCAAGCGAGCAGAUGUUGGCAUAGCCAUGGGAUUGAAUGGGUCUGACGUUGCGAAAACAGCUUCCGAUAUCGUGCUGACAGAUGAUAAUUUCGCCAGCAUCGUCAACGCCAUUGAGGAGGGACGACGAAUGUUUGAUAACAUUCAAAAAUUCAUCCUCCAUCUCGUCACUUCCAACGUGGGCGAAGUGAUCCUCCUGAUCUGUGGUCUGGGUUUCCAGGAUCGAAUGGGCUUUUCCGUGUUCCCACUAUCUCCACUCCAAAUCCUAUGGAUCAACAUGCUGACAUCCUCCUUUCCCGCAUUCGGACUUGGGAGAGAGAAAGCAAGUUCAGACAUCAUGCAGCGACCACCACACGACACCAAAAAGGGUGUCUUCACCUGGCAAGUGAUAACGGACAUGAUGGUCUAUGGCACCAUAAUGGGGACCUGCUGCCUCAUGACCUUCAUCUUCAUCGUCUAUGGCCCCGGGCCCGACGGCCUAGGAGAAGACUGCAACAAAUCCUACAACGACAGCUGCGACGUGGUAUUCCGUGCGCGAGCCGCCGUCUUCGCAGAACUGACCUGGAUCAUCCUGAUCUCGGCCUGGGAAUUCAAAAGCCUACGACGCAGCAUGUUCGACCUGGACCCCAACAACACAACGCGCCGAUUCCCCUUCUUCCACGACGUCUGGUCCAACCAGUUCCUCUUCUGGGCCGUCAUCAUCGGCGCCGUAUCCGUCUUCCCCGCCGUGUAUAUCCCCUACCUCAACACCAACGUCUUCAAACACAAGGGCAUCACCUGGGAAUGGGCGCCCGCGAUCCUGUGCGUGAUUGUCUUCGUGAGCGGCGUGGAGGUGUGGAAGGCCAUCAAGAGGAGAACGGGUUGGUUCGCCGACGAGGAGACGGAGGGCAUGAAGAAGAGCACACCCGGUCCGACGAGCUUGAGGCAGGGAUUCUUCAGUUUUGCGAGGACUCUGACGAGAAGUAGGACUGAGGAGGAAGAUGAGAAGAAGGUGGAGGUGGGACAGGAAAAGACAGGAGGAAAUGCCACAACUGCCAAUGCGAGCCACGGAGCAAAUCUGCCCGUGGUGAGGGAAGAUGUGUGA
Endocarpon pusillum Z07020 is the source of this 3390-nucleotide messenger RNA. RefSeq lists its product as uncharacterized. Gene Ontology annotation, molecular function: P-type calcium transporter activity; ATP hydrolysis activity; ATP binding. Bases 1 to 3390 code for a protein of 1129 amino acids. The transcript has a single exon. The record is from RefSeq and is a predicted model, not a curated record. Gene Ontology annotation, biological process: calcium ion transmembrane transport; intracellular calcium ion homeostasis. Lineage: Eukaryota; Fungi; Ascomycota; Eurotiomycetes; Verrucariales; Verrucariaceae. Gene Ontology annotation, cellular component: plasma membrane.